GAGAGUUACCAAAGAAUCAUAUUCAUAUGAUAUAUAGUAUAACUCAACAUAAAUAAUAUAUAUAGUGCCAAAAUCCGUUAUAUGAUGGGAAGUGAAAGUAGUGUAAAUCUUCCUCCUGGGUUUUACUUUUCUCCAACAGAUGAAGAAUUAAUCCUUCACUUUCUAUAUUCCAAGGCUUCUUUACCAUAUCAUCCUAACAUCAUACCUCAACUUCACUUGUCUCAACAUCAUCCUUGGGAACUAUACGGUAAAUCGUUGUCGAGUGGAAAUCAGCACUACUUUUUCACCGAAGUGAAGGAAAAUAGAAGCACUGAAAAUGGAUAUUGGAAGGAAAUUGGGGUCACAAAACCUAUAAAUAAUUUGGGAAUGAAGAAGUACCUUGUGUUCAUCCUUGGAGAAGGAACUGAAACCAAUUGGGUAAUGGAAGAGUAUCAUAUUUCCUCAUAUGAAUCUAGGAGAAGUCAAAAUCAGGAUGAGAGUUGGAGCAAAUGGGUUUUAUGCAAAGUUUAUGAAAAGAAUGUGUCACAAGAAGGUGCAAGUUAUAGUGAUGAGGAUAUUGAUGAUAAUGGAACAGAGGUAUCAUGGCUAGAUGAAGUUUUUAUGUCCUUGGAUGAUGAUGAUCUUGAUCAAACAAGCCUACCUAAUUAUUAGUAAUUAAAUAUUAAUUUGCUUCAAUAUAUUGUGCAUAUACUUGGUGUCAAUUAGGAUGUUUGUACUUAAGGAGUUAAGAGGUUUGAAUUUCUAGAAAUUUAGUAAUAUGCUUUUGGAAGAAAAAUCAGAUCUUGAGUAAUAAUAUAUGUAUUUAUUUUUUUUUUGUACCAAUAAUAAUAAUAUAUGUAUAAAUUUAUAGAAAUCAA
Molecule: messenger RNA, 857 nt
Organism: Trifolium pratense (red clover)
Lineage: Eukaryota; Viridiplantae; Streptophyta; Magnoliopsida; Fabales; Fabaceae
Product: NAC domain-containing protein 104-like
Exons: 3
Coding region: 82-651 (189 amino acids)
Biological process (GO): system development; regulation of DNA-templated transcription
Molecular function (GO): DNA binding
Source: RefSeq, a predicted model, not a curated record